Messenger RNA from Oncorhynchus nerka (sockeye salmon), 3555 nucleotides. Its product is annotated as neuroligin-3-like. Gene Ontology annotation, molecular function: neurexin family protein binding; signaling receptor activity. Gene Ontology annotation, cellular component: plasma membrane; cell surface; postsynaptic specialization membrane. The transcript has 5 exons. The record is from RefSeq and is a predicted model, not a curated record. NCBI's taxonomy places the organism in Eukaryota, Metazoa, Chordata, Actinopteri, Salmoniformes, Salmonidae. Gene Ontology annotation, biological process: synaptic vesicle endocytosis; chemical synaptic transmission; modulation of chemical synaptic transmission. Bases 198 to 2648 code for a protein of 816 amino acids.
CUGGGUUCUGAACAUCAAUGAGAGUUGAAGCUGGAGAUGAGUGAAUACCUGGCCUUUGUUUAUUUGUUUUUAGUAACAAUUGGAGCCCAGGGCAGGUUGAGCAAUGCCUGGUUGAGUGGAAUACAGUAGGUUAUAAGGACUGAGAGGACACUUGAGUGUACAUUGGCGUGGUGCAGAGGCACUCAUUUGCCCAGACCAUGUGGUUGGCAGAGUUCAGGCACCAUUGGUUGCCUGCACACCUAUCAAAUCAUAGAGGAACCGCAACCAUCACUGCCCGCCGUGUUCUUUUAAUGUGGAUGUUAUGUUCCUACUGGCAAUGCACAGUGGCAACCAGCCAGAACUUCAACCCAACUGUGAACACCCAGUUUGGGAAGCUGAGGGGCCUCCGGGUCGCAGUGCCAGGUGAGGUCCUUAAACCCGUUGACCAGUACCUUGGGGUGCCGUACGCUGCACCUCCCAUUGGGGAGAAGCGCUUCACGCCCCCAGAGCAGCCCUCCUCCUGGUCAGGGAUCAAGAAUGCUACCCACUUCACACCGGUGUGCCCUCAGAACAUCCGCAACACAGUGCCUGAGAUCAUGAUGCCCAUAUGGUUCACCUAUAACCUGGACACAGUGGCCAAUUACAUUCAGGAUCAGAACGAGGACUGUUUGUAUUUAAACAUCUAUGUUCCAACAGAGGAUGACAUUCGGGACACUGAGGCUAGGCCCGUGAUGGUCUACAUCCAUGGAGGAUCAUACAUGGAGGGGACAGGGAAUAUGAUUGAUGGGAGUGUGCUGGCCAGCUAUGGGAAUGUCAUCGUCAUCACUCUCAACUACAGGGUCGGAGUACUAGGGUUCCUCAGUACAGGUGACCAGGCAGCUAAAGGGAACUAUGGACUCCUGGACCAGAUCCAAGCCCUGCGUUGGAUCAGCAAGAACAUCGGCUAUUUUGGAGGAGACCCGGGUCGCAUCACUGUCUUUGGAUCUGGGAUUGGAGCCUCCUGCGUCAGCCUGCUCACACUGUCCCACCACUCUGAGGGCCUGUUUCACAGAGCCAUCAUCCAGAGUGGCUCAGCCCUGUCCAGCUGGGCCGUCAACUACCAACCUGUCAAGUACACCCGCAUGCUGGCUGAGAGGGUGGGCUGCAACGUGCUGGACACCCUGGACAUGGUGUCCUGCCUGCAGAAGAAGAGUGCCAGAGAGCUGGUGGAGCAGGACAUCCAGCCAGCCCGCUACCAUGUAGCCUUCGGCCCCGUCAUUGAUGGUGACGUCAUCCCCGACGACCCCGAGAUCCUGAUGGAGCAGGGCGAGUUCCUCAACUAUGACAUCAUGCUGGGCGUUAACCAGGGGGAGGGACUGCGUUUCGUGGAGAAUGUGGUGGACCUGGAGGAUGGCGUGUCCGGCAGCGACUUUGACUUCGCCGUGUCGGACUUCGUGGACAGCCUGUAUGGCUACCCGGAGGGGAAGGACACUCUGAGGGAGACCAUCAAGUUCAUGUACACGGACUGGGCUGACAGGGACAACCCAGACACCAGGAGGAAGACGUUAGUCGCCCUGUUCACUGACCAUCAGUGGGUGGAGCCCUCGGUGGUGACGGCUGACCUGCACGCCCGCUACGGCUCGCCCACAUACUUCUACGCCUUCUACCACCACUGCCAGAGCCUGAUGAAGCCUGUGUGGUCGGACUCAGCCCACGGGGACGAGGUGCCCUAUGUGUUUGGCAUCCCCAUGGUGGGAGCCACUGACCUGUUCCCCUGCAACUUUUCCAGGAACGACAUCAUGCUCAGCGCUGUGGUGAUGACUUACUGGACCAACUUUGCCAAGAGUGGUGACCCCAACAAGCCAGUGCCCCAGGACACUAAGUUCAUCCAUACCAAGGCCAACCGCUUUGAGGAGGUGGCCUGGUCCAAGUACAACCCCCAUGACCAGCUGUACCUGCACAUCGGCCUGAAGCCUCGCAUCCGCGACCACUACCGCGCCACCAAGGUAGCUUUCUGGAAGCACCUGGUGCCCCACCUGUAUAACCUCCAUGACAUGUUCCAUUACACCUCCACCACCACCAAGGUACCUCCCCAGGACACCACCAACUCCAACGGCAAGAGAACCGGCACCACCAAGCGUCCGCCUGUCUCCACAGCCCACAGCAGUGAUGGGGAGGAGACGGGUCCUCUGAUCGUGGCUCACCCCAGAGAUUACUCUACUGAGCUGAGUGUCACCAUCGCUGUGGGUGCCUCGCUGCUGUUCCUCAAUGUGCUGGCCUUCGCAGCGCUCUACUACCGUAAGGACAAGCGCAGCCGGCAGGGUGGCCACGGUGGCCCCCACCAGGCCAGCCCCCAGCGGCAGAGCAACGGCAACGACGUGAGCCACACCACCACCGACGAGAGCCUGUCCCAUCAGAUGACCCAGUGCAGCCAGAUGAACCAGUGUGACACCCUGCAUGACCUCCACGACCUCCCUGACCUACACGACCCCCUGCACCUCUCCCCCAACAUGGACUACACCCUGACCCUGCGCCGCUCACCAGACGACAUCCCCCUGAUGACGCCAAACAACAUCACAAUGAUCCCCAACUCCCUGAUGGGCCUGCCCAACAUGCACCCCUACAGCACCUUCCCAGCCGGGUACAACUCCACCGUCCUGCCCCACUCCCACUCCACCACCCGGGUCUAGACCUAGCCUGGGACAGAAGAUAUACAGACCACAGUCGACAGAGAUUGUAGAGGUGAGCUGAGGGGCGAGCUGUGCUGUACAUUAAUUAAUACAAACAGUAGUUGGGUUGGGAUUAGUUUAUGUUCAUACUGCAAGAGCCAUGCAAAGCUUUUCCUGGUCAAAUGGUGCAGAAUCGCCGCCAAUAUACUACUGCCUCCUCUCCUCAUAGAGGGAGGUCUAUAAGCAGUGUCAUUUUUUAAAUCAUCAAUUUCAAGACUUGUGAGCUGGUUAAAAUGAGAAGUGCUUUUUAUUUCCCAUUGUCUUUUGAUGGUAACAUUUUUGGGAACUUUUUCUUGUAUGACCUCAGCAUAAUGUUUGUACAGUUGGAUUUGUACGGGAAGCUUUUUUCUUCCUAUGAUAUCUGUUUUGAUCUUCUGUGUGGAACAAGUGUCAUCUGGACUCAUCACUGACUGAAAUAACAUUUGUAAAAAGCAGAAAAUCGGUGUCAUUAAGCAAUUUUAUACAUAUUCCUCAUAUUCCUUCAACUCAACUUAAAAGGGUAUUUUUUACUGACUAAAGAAUUGCAGAAAUACUAUGUUACUGUGACUGUGAUCAUUUGAACCUUUACUACAACAUUGAUUACAAUUUGUAGUAAAAGUAUCCCAUUUAUCCAAUAAUAUUUCUAUUUGAAUAUGAACAAUAUAUCACCCCUAUAUACAGUAUGUGCGUGUGUGUGCCCGCGUGUGUGUUUACACUCUGAAGUGUAAUGUAAAGCUGUAAAUUGUUAAGAAAUGUGUUUGACAUUUUGUUUGAAGUAUUGGCUUUCAUCAUAUUUAGUGUUGUACUCCGAUCUAUGCUCGUCUGUCUAAGUAUCUUUGUUCAUUUUCAGUUAACUGUGUCUUAUUUUGCUGAACACGUUGUGGGAAUA